Messenger RNA from Salvelinus sp. IW2-2015, 1997 nucleotides. It is a transcript of the gene shpk, whose product is annotated as sedoheptulokinase. The record is from RefSeq and is a predicted model, not a curated record. Gene Ontology annotation, biological process: glycerol metabolic process; phosphorylation; cellular response to lipopolysaccharide. Lineage: Eukaryota; Metazoa; Chordata; Actinopteri; Salmoniformes; Salmonidae. Gene Ontology annotation, cellular component: cytosol. Gene Ontology annotation, molecular function: sedoheptulokinase activity.
UGUCUGCCUGAGAUCAAAAUAGUAGAGCACUGUUUAUAAACACUGCGCUCUGGAUAAAAUGUACAGUUAUUAAUUGGCUAAGGAGUCUAAUGCUAUCCGGGGAGCAACCAUGGCGAAAUAUGUACUCGGCAUAGACAUAGGAACUACUUCAAUCAAGGUCGUGUUACUUGAUAUUAACUCAAAAACAGUAACGGAUAGCUUCUCUCUGCCAACCAAGGCAUAUAUCGUCAGCGACGAAACGCAUGCCAAAGAGCAGGACUCUGUACAAAUCAUAACGACUCUGAAUGAGUGCAUUGCCUCUCUGCCCAUAGACAAGCUCCAGAAUGUCAGUAGAAUUGGGGUGUCUGGACAAAUGCAUGGGGUUGUAUUCUGGAAAGCACAAACAGUCCUGUACCAUCACUGUCUACCCUCAGGCUGUGAUUGGUCAGGUGGAGGGAGCCGUCACCUCUUCAGCCCUAGAGACACCAGUCAUCUAAUCACCUGGCAGGAUGGGCGCUGCAACAGUGAUUUCCUGUCUACUCUUCCAAACCCAGACUCACAUCUCAGCAUAGCCACAGGCUUUGGUUGUGCCACUAUCUUCUGGUACAUGAAACAUAGGCCGGGGUUCCUGUCUGACUUCAUGGUGGCAGGAACCAUCCAUGACUAUGUGGUGUCCAUGCUGUGUGGCUUGGAGAGCUGUGUCAUGACUGGCCAGAAUGCAGCCAGCUGGGGCUACUUCAACACUGCCACUAACCAGUGGAACAUAGACAUUCUGAAGGAUGCUGGCUUUCCUGUGCACCUGCUCCCUGAGUGUGUGCCGUCUGGCUGCAUGGCUGGUCAGACGUGCUGUGAGUGGCAUGGCGUCCCUGCCAGCACACCUGUAGGGGCAGCCCUGGGAGACUUCCAGUGUUCUGUCUACUCCAGCAUGAUUGACAGGACGGAUGCAGUUCUCAAUAUAAGCACCUCAGCCCAGCUGACCUAUGCCAUGCCACUUGACUUCACUCCGCCAAAUAUCCCUGAUCCCACCUCUUCCAUCUCCUACUUCCCUUACUUCGAUGGCUCCUACUUGGCGGUGGCAGCAUCACUCAACGGAGGGAACGUGAUGGCCACUCUUGUAGGCAUGCUGAGUGGCUGGAUGAACGAGCUAGAGCUGGAAGUGAGCGACUCCUGCUUGUAUGAGAAGCUGAUCAGAUGUGCCCUUGGAGUGGACAGUAGUGACCUGAGGGUUAGUCCUACCAUCCUGGGGGAAAGACAUGACCCGCUCAGCCUGGGCCAGGUGUCCAACAUACACCCUUCCAACCUCUCCCUGGGCCACAUGACCAGAGCGGUGUGCCGUGGUGUUCUGGACAAUAUCACCUCCAUGAUGCACCCGGUCUUCCUMCUGGAGGCCGGAGUGCAAAGGAUCAAGGGCAGUGGGAGUGCCUUAUCCCGUAACGCAGUACUCAGACAGGAAGCAGAAAGGGCGUUUCCUCUGCCUGUGGAAUACGGACAGGAUGUGGACUCAGCUGUGGGUGUGGCGAUAGUCUUACAUGACAGAAUGUGAAUUAUGAUACACACAGAGGGACUAUUUGUUUACUUGCAUAUUUGAAUACUUGAAUUGUAUUUUUUCUGAAUUACUAACAGAGACUAUUACAAUAAACAUCAUGCUUAUUUUACAUUCCAGUGAUAUCCUCAGACAUGUUUUUUAAUGAAUACUAUUGGAAAUUCAUUGUGCAAUCUCCAAUCAAGAUGAUGUCUCACAUUUAUAGUAUGAACUAAAAGUUCAAUUAGGCCUAUAGUAAGUGGUAAUUGGUAAUGUAUAGUUAACUACAGUAAAAAAAAAUGUACUUUAUUAAUGUUUGCAUUAGUGCACUUGAAAUUUCAACUAAAACAUUGUUCUGCUACUGCUAGCUUACAUAUCAUUGUUAUUAGUAAUAAUUACUAGGUAGGAUUUUAGUAUUGAUAAUGAUUACAACUGUUUUAACUUAAUGAUUCAAUUGUUAUGUUAUAAUGGCAUGUAAAAUAAAUCCUAAAUCUUG